AUGGCUCGCGGGAAAAUCCAGAUCAAGAGAAUCGAGAACCAAACAAACAGGCAGGUGACUUAUUCAAAGAGGAGAAAUGGGCUUUUCAAGAAGGCCCAUGAGCUCACUGUUCUUUGUGAUGCUAAGGUUUCGAUCCUCAUGAUCUCGAGUACCCAGAAGCUUCAUGAAUAUAUCAGCCCCUCAAUCACGACAAAGCAAUUAAUCGAUCAGUACCAGAAGGCUGCCGGAGUUGAUGUUUGGAAUACUCACUAUGAGAAAAUGCAAGAGCAUCUGAAGAAGCUAAAGGAGGUUAAUAGGAACCUAAGGAUGGAAAUUAGGCAAAGAAUAGGUGAGAGCUUCAAUGGCCUUGGAUAUGAUCAAAUAGUCAGUCUGAUUGAUGAUAUUGAGAGUUCUCUGACUGUGAUUCGAGAGAAAAAGUACAAAGUCAUUGGAGGUCAGAUAGACACCAGCAAGAAAAAGUUGAGGAAUGCUGAAGAAAUACAUCGAACCCUCGCGCAUGAAUACGAUGCAAGACAGGAGGAUCCACACUAUGGAUUAGUCGAAAACGAAGGUGAUUAUAAUACUAUGAUUGGAUAUCCGAACCGCGGGCCCCCUCGGCUAAUCACUCUUCGUCUGCCGCUUAAUCACCCUGCUAAUCUUCACAGUGGAGGAGGCUCAGAUUUGACCACAUUUACCUUGCUUGAGUAG
Messenger RNA from Striga hermonthica, 687 nucleotides. The record is from the annotation of a GenBank genome assembly. NCBI's taxonomy places the organism in Eukaryota, Viridiplantae, Streptophyta, Magnoliopsida, Lamiales, Orobanchaceae.